AUGGCUCGCGUACUUGAAGGGAAAUUUGGCAUCGUCACUGGCGGAUCGCGGGGAAUCGGCGAAGCAAUUGCCCGCAAUUUGGCCGAAAAGGGCUGCUCACUUCUCCUGAACUUCACCUCAGAGUCCUCACGAGCCCCUACCGAAGCCUUAUGCUCCUCUCUAGCCAAAACCCAUAACAUCAAAUGUGAAAGCGUGCAAGCCGAUCUAAGCCAGCCCGCCGAAGCCGUGACAGCCAUCAUCGCCGCCGCACAAGAACAUUUCAGCAACUCAGGAAAACUCCAAAUUGACAUCCUCAUCAAUAAUGCCGGCGUCUCACAAGACCGGAACCUGAACGAUGCCACAAAGGGCCCCAUCGAAGCCGAGCACUUCAACUGGCAGUACUCAAUCAAUGUCCUCGCCCCUCUCCUCCUCACACAAGCCUGCCACCAAUACCUCCCCACCGACCGAAGCGGCCGCAUCGUGAGCAUCUCCAGUGUAUCCUCGUCGCUCGGAUUCGUGGGCCAAUCAAUCUAUGGCGGUACCAAGGCUGCCAUUGAGGCGAUGACUCGCACCUGGGCACGGGAGCUGGCAGACCGUGCUACUGUUAAUGCCGUUAACCCCGGCCCCGUUGUUGGUGAUAUGUACUUUGCAACCGGAGAACAGUUCUGGAAGGAUAUUCAGGGAUAUCAGGAUAACACGCCGAUGAGCAAGUUGGAUGUGAAUAAUCAGGAUACUAUGAGUCGCUUGACUGAUGAGCAGAAGCGCUUGAUUCAGGAGAAGAUGGGUGGUCGGAGACCCGCUUUCACUAGUGAGGUUGCCGGUGUUGUUGGUAUGUUGUGUACGCCGGAUGGUCUUUGGUGUACUGGUAGUGUGGUAUGCGCCAACGGUGGUAUGAAGAUGGGUCAAUAA
Molecule: messenger RNA, 888 nt
Organism: Penicillium concentricum
Lineage: Eukaryota; Fungi; Ascomycota; Eurotiomycetes; Eurotiales; Aspergillaceae
Product: SDR family NAD(P)-dependent oxidoreductase
Exons: 2
Coding region: 1-888 (295 amino acids)
Molecular function (GO): oxidoreductase activity, acting on the CH-OH group of donors, NAD or NADP as acceptor
Source: RefSeq, a predicted model, not a curated record